This is a messenger RNA of Mobula hypostoma (lesser devil ray), 7838 nucleotides long. RefSeq names its product ETS variant transcription factor 4 (gene etv4). Gene Ontology annotation, molecular function: sequence-specific DNA binding; DNA-binding transcription factor activity, RNA polymerase II-specific. The transcript is spliced from 15 exons. The record is from RefSeq and is a predicted model, not a curated record. Bases 467 to 1909 code for a protein of 480 amino acids. Gene Ontology annotation, cellular component: nucleus. Gene Ontology annotation, biological process: cell differentiation; regulation of transcription by RNA polymerase II. NCBI's taxonomy places the organism in Eukaryota, Metazoa, Chordata, Chondrichthyes, Myliobatiformes, Myliobatidae.
AGUUAAUACGCACAAAGUGCUGGAGGACCUCAGCAGAACAGGCAACAUCUACGGAGAGGAAUAAACACUCAACAUGUCAGGCUAGAACCUCUAUUCGUGUCAUGUCAUUGACUGAGGCCGGUCAUUCAUUAAAAAAAGAGAGGAGAGAAACAGAGAAAUCUGAGCCCGUGAAAGAGGAAAUGAACCAAUCGCCGAAUCCCUUGGGCAAACAACUGACUGAAGCAAGAAAAACAAGUCUUUUGAAACCUUCACUGAAGUCGGCUGCACAGAAUUAUUAAAGGAAAACUUUACAUAUGCAGCUUGCCGAUUCCGGGGAUUUAUGUUGUAUUAGUCAAACCAUUUCCAUAAAUCAGUUUCACAAUAACAAAAAAGGAAAAGGGCCCGAAGAAAAAGUUUGGGCAGCCUGCACGGCUGAUCGAAGCUUGUUGUUGUUAAAUCCCGUCUAAAUGCUCAUAAACGGUUAACAAUGGAGCACAGGAUGGAUGGUUAUUUGGAUCAGCAAGUGCCUUAUACGUUUCCAAAUAAAGCGCAUGAUCCUGGGACGUUGGAACGGGCUGUGAUUGCCAGGAAGAGGAGGUACAUCGCCAAAGAAUUAACACCGGACACAGAAGAUCUUUUCCAGGAUUUAAGUCAACUUCAAGAAGCAUGGCUUGCAGAAGCUCAGGUGCCAGACAGCGAUGAGCAGUUUGUGCCGGAUUAUCACUGUGAAAGCCUGGCUUUUCACAGUCCCACACUGAAGAUUAAGAAGGAGCCACAGAGUCCCAUCUCUAAUCCAAGCCUGUCCUGCCGACAUAAGCAACCAUACCAGUAUGGCAAUGGGGAACAGUGCCUUUAUGCCAGUGCCUAUGAGAAAAAGCCACACGUUGGUCUCAACUCCCCAAAUCAUGGGAACCCUUCAACUACCCCAUUACAGCAAGUCUGCAAUAAAUCCACUGUGAACCCCAGACGGGACCACGGCUUUUUGAAUCUCCAUACACCCACUCAACCUAUGUCCAAUGGCAGAUACCCAAUGGAUCACAGGUACAGCUCGCAGUUUCAGCAACAGCCUUUGGAGCUUUGCCACCGUUUUCCCUCUUCCCAAACCAUGAACAGGGAAGCACCUCUGGGAUACCAGCAGCAAAUGUCUGAGCCCUGUGUCUCAUACCCACAGCACAGUUACAAGCAGGAGUAUCACGACCCAAUGUAUGAACAGGGAAACCCAGGCAAUGCUGGCAGCCAGCGUUUCUCCCACUCCAUGGUCAUCAAGCAAGAACCUCCAGAUUAUGCAUAUGACCCAGAUAUUCCUGGCUGUCCUUCCAUGUACAUGCCUACUGAAGGUUAUCUUACUCAAUCCAGCAAUCCCGAAGGUUUUUCCUAUGAGAAACAGCUGAGAUCCUAUAGUGACGACGCAUCUGUAGUUCCUGACAAACUUGAAGGUGACAUCAAACAGGAGAUCAAUACAUAUCGCGAAGGUCCUUUAUAUCAGCGCCGAGGUUCUUUGCAGUUGUGGCAGUUUCUUGUUGCUCUCCUGGACGAUCCGUCCAACUCUAACUUCAUUGCUUGGACUGGUCGAGGAAUGGAAUUCAAACUUGUUGAACCAGAGGAGGUGGCAAGACUUUGGGGAAUGCAAAAGAACAGACCAGCCAUGAACUAUGAUAAACUGAGCCGUUCCCUUCGUUACUAUUACGAGAAGGGCAUCAUGCAAAAGGUGGCUGGUGAGCGGUAUGUGUACAAGUUUGUCUGUGAGCCAGAAGCACUCUUCUCCUUGGCAUUUCCUGACAAUCAGCGGCCACUGUUGAAGUCAGAAUUUGAUCGGCACGUGAACGAAGAGGACACAGUACCCCUGUCACAUCUGGAUGAGAACACCACCUACGUGUCAGAUGCUGGGUGCAUCAAUUCACAGCACUAUAACAAAGGAUACAUGUAUUGAUUAGCAACAUGGGAAUACUUGGUUUUAAUCUCUCUAAUUGCACUGCGAUAACUAUUAGAAACUGGUAGUAAUUAUAAGUUAGAAUCUGUUGCUUCAGAACUACAUAUAUCAAAUAACCUGGGAUAUAAAGUUAUAGCCUAUGUGGUUUAAGAACCUUGGUUGAUUUGUCUGCUUUUUUUUUGUAUAAAUCUCGCCCCACUACGUACGCAUAUUGUGCAAGCGACUUCAGUAGCUCGAGGCAGUGCUGGGUUUCUCAGCAGUCUCAUUCAUUUGCAAGAAAGCAGCAAGUCGAUUCAUGGCUUUAACCCAUUACAUAUUCUUGCUUCUCUUCAAUAUGCUUCCUUUAAGUCAUUCUAUGCAUCUUUCUGCAUAAAAUCUCUUAAUGAGUAUUGGUAAAUAUAUGAGAGACAUCCAAAUGCUUGUCACUGCCAAGUGCACACCUUUCUUUCUACCUUGAACGUAUUUUAUUGUGCAAACACCUGUAUAUUAUUGUCACAUUGAUUUGCAAGAAUUUUGUUUAAUUAUUAAUCUCCAAAACUAGUUUUCAAUUUGGGGUCUCCUGUUAUUUUCUCGGUGAUGGUCCGCAUAUACUAUACUAUAGUCAUGUGUAUGACAAACAAAGGCAAUACUUGUUGGAAACUUGUCAGGUAAACAUGCAUAUAAAGUUAGCCAUCAUACCAGUAGAUAUUAUAAAAUGAUAUUUUAUUCUCUCUGUUUUCAAAGAGCAGAGCCUGUUUGCUCUGGACAUCCAAUCCAAUCCUGAUAACGUAAAAUAUUUUUAUGAAGCAAAACCAGAAAAUGCUGGGAAUCACUCAGUAGGUCAGGCAGUGUCACUAGAUAGAAAAUCAGAUUUGUAUUCAGAGAAGGAUAGACAAAGGGUCUUGAACCCAAAACAUUUCCACAGAUACUGCUCAACCUGCUUAGUAUUUUGAGCAUUUUUUUGGGGGUUUUAUUUCAGUUUUCUAGCAGCUGAACUUUUUCUGAUUUUCAUUUAUGAUGAAUUAUCUGACAAUAUUAAUAAGAAUAACAGCAAACUAGUUCAGUGCCUAAAAAGCUAUUGAUCGGAAAUUAUUGAAUCAAAGCUGCUCAAUUUAACCUUCUACAAAGUCAUUAAGUUCCAAAGAGAAGCCUGGAAUUAAAAAAAAAUAAAACUGAGAAGCCACAUUUAGAUUCUACUUGUAGGCGGAGGUGUUUGUUUUGCCCCAUAGCACUAGUGAGCGGAAAAGCAAUUAACCGUGACUAAGCAGCGACUUUCCAUUGUAAGUACAAAGAAAAUUCCAUUCCAAACAUGCUAUUUCAAUUCACCACGUCACCUCCUGUUAGAUGGGCCUCUGAAUCUAGUCUUAAUUUUGAAGUGGGCACCUAGUCCAUAUUCGCAAUGAUCAGCUGAUUAGCUUCACUGCAAAUUGUUUGUUGCCGAAGAGUGUACUUUUGAUUCAACUUAGAAUGGAUUUAUUAGUUCCUACUAUGCAAUGGAUAUUUGGACUUAUGAAAACAAAUAAUGAAAAACAACUGAUUAUUGGAAACUAGAAGCACACACAGUGUGUGAAGCAAGUGUAGAGAUGUGGUUUUAAAUACUGGAUUUGACAGAAUUUGACUGUAAGGUACAUAGAGCAAAAGGGAUAGUGCCAGGACACUUUUAACAUACACGAUGGUUUCUAAGGAUUCUGCUACAGAGUCAGUUCCACAUGAAUCUUAUUCAAACAGGAUCAUACAGAACGUCUACACACAUCGAUGCAGAGUGCAGUAAAUCCAGCACAGUAUCACGGCCGUACCAUCCUGGCACUAAAUUUGGCAUCAAUUAACAAUGUCAAAGUGUCAGUGGGAUGGGUGAUGAGGGAGUUACUGAGACUGGUUUUUCAAGGUUUGGUUUGGCAUGUCAUUGUUGGUCUAGAAUGGCGGGAAUUUUAUGAGUAUGCAGAAAGCUAGCUAAAAUAACUGUCAGAUAGUAAACUUAUCCCUUUCACUACCAUGACUUCAUAACAUGCUGGUAUAGGAAAAAAAACAAUCUCCUCCUUGACCCUGAUUAGCAGAAAAUCCAGCAAUUUCCUUAUUAUUCAUUUCUUUCUUACCCCAUAUGCUCUAUUUCAUCCAAAAGCCAACCCGUGUUCAUCUUCAAGCCAGCUAAACUCUAUUUUUGCUAUUCUGCCGGUCCUGGUGUUGUGGUAAGGAUGGGGAAGUGGUGUUACUCGGUGAGGUGACACUCAGAAUUGUAUCACUGUCCCUGUUCCACAGUCCCAAAUUAAACUUUCCGAUAGAAACUGACUACUCUUGAAAUUGACAUAAGCAGAAGGAUAUAGAGCAGAGGAUGAUGAUUCGAGGUGCAAAUAAUUUCAGGAGCAGAAACAGAGGUGGAAAGAUGCAGGUUUUCUGUAUUAUAGCAAAAGAAGGAGCAAAUUAUCUGCCAGCUAAAUAUUGUCUAAAACUUGCAAAGAGUGCUGGCCACCAUGAAGUGAAGCUACCUAUUGUGUAGAGCAAUGGAUGUAGCAAUAUAUAACUUAUUCAUGACUUACUUUAAUGACUACUUCAAAUGUAGCAUUAUAUUGAACAUUUAUGGCUUUAAGCACUUUGACCACAUUAGUUCUAUUUCUGUGAAACUCUCAGUUUGUUUGAAGGAGAAAAAAAAGUAAUGUGGUCGCAGGCUAUUAAAGCAAGUCAUAGCUGUAACUUUUGCUAGUACAUGUAGAGAGCUGUGCAAGGAGUGAGAUGGUGCUUACAGUGCAUGAUUUAAGAGUCCUGCUCCCCAAGCUACUUGGCCGAUAUAGGCACAUUCUACGCAUGUUGCACCUGAGUUAUGCAAAGUCUGGGACAAUCAGAAUUUUUAAGAUCUCCAUUUUAAAAAUAUAUACAUUUAAAAAUUUUUUUAAAUAUAUUCAGCCUAGAUGCUGAAGGUUCCAGCAUCUGCAGAUUUUCUCGUGUUUGGUAUAUUCAUUAGUGUUGAAAUUGAUUUUCCUUCAUUUUGGGUUCAGGUCAAGACUGUUAACUUUGAAUGGCAUCCUGUACAAUAGGUUGCAUAUUGCCACUAUGAAUGCAAUGUUAUUGUAUUCUAUGGAAUGUGUUUUACUUUACAUUAAAUGUUAUAUUGUUAUCUUAGCUGAGAUACACUUCUCUUGGAAGAUGGUCCAACCCAAUCAUCCUGGCUAUGCAGGCUGAAAGUUAAUGCCAGGGCUAGAUGUACACAAUGAAAGAAACAAAGGGUGUAUCAAGCUUAAAAUAUUGUCAUGCUUUCUGUGACUCAUUUAUUUUGUUUGGAUUGGUUGCUAGGGAAUGAUUCAGUAGCUAUUGGUCAUCAUGUGUGAGCCUAGGUAGAGCAAGGGCUAUUUGGUAGUAGGUGGUGCAGUACAGUGGCCAAGAAUGUUCUGGUCCAUGUGGGCUCGUUUACAGGAGCAGGAAUUUUAUCAUCUAUGAACUCAACACGAAUUGAUACUUAAUCCAGCUCCUUGGUUCAGUUACAUACUGUCUUUGCCAACUCUAGAGUUAGAAGAGCCAUUUAUUUUGUUUAGAGAACAGCUGAAUAAAUGACACUACAGUGUCUAAAUGAAAAGGAAACCUCGGGUAACCUUGGACUGUAUUGCCCACAGUGAGUGUUCAGGCUCACUUUGUGAUGUGGGUUGUUUUCUCAAUAACUUACUGCUCAAAGGGUCUUUAUCCAACAUGCAGUAAAUGCUUUAUUUAGAAUCAGAGAAGAGAUCCAAGAGAUCCUUGUAAGAGAAAUAAACCAAGAGAAACUAGCCAGUGCUGGCAUACAAAACUGAGUUAUCCGCGCCUGUUGGACUGCUGAAAAUUUAUUCACUGCUCAGGUCAUAUUGUUUGGCUCUUUCCCACAAAACACAUUUAACAUUCAUAAAUUUCAUAUCCAGCAGAAUGUUUUGAUCACAGAUGGCAAAUAGCAUUUCAGCUUGUGCACCCCAAUGACUCAGUAGAUUUAUUCUAUGCAGUUGCUGGUACUACUGUGUGGGUCAGGUUUUAAAAAGAGAUGAGUUAAAUUUAUGUGGGUCCCAUCAUGGCUUCUCAACAAGCUUUACAUUGCAAUAAAAUAAUUUGAACUGUAGUGGCUGGUGUAACCCAAUAAAACAGCAACUCCAUCGACUCUCCCUCCCAUUUUACUAUCCCCCAAAACUGAAGGGGCCAUGUAGGGGCCUUGGUUUAUGGUCUUUGACAAAGUGUCAUUCCCUCAUUAUUACAUGGGGGUGACAUCCUAGACUUUUGCCCAGUUUCUGGAAUGCGUUUUGACCCACCACCAUCUAACUCAGGGCAGUAGAUGCAAACAAAUGAACCACCAGCUGACAGGAAUCCCUGCAUUUCAUUCCCUUAAUUCCUUAGAGUUACAGUAGCUAUUCUCCUUCUGGAGAGAGACAUGAUAAAGGAGUAAUCCUGAGAUCCCAUAACCAUUUCCUCCAUUGUGGUAAGACCAUAAAAUAUACAGUAGGGGUAUAAUUAGGCCACUUGGCUCAUCAAGUCAAGUCUGCUCUGCCAAUCAAUCAUGGCUGAUUUUUUUUUCAACUCUGUUCUCUCACUUUCUCCCUGUAACCCUUAACCUCUUUACCAAUCAAGAACAUAUCAGUCUCUGCCUUAAAUACACCCAACGACUUGCCUCCACAGCCCCCUGUGCUAGUGAAUAUCAGGAGACUAUUCAAGGAAGUGGCAGGUGCAAGCAAUGUAUGAGAAUGUAUAUUCUCUGCUGUCUUCCCCAUUGUUAUAGCUUGUUGAAAAUCUCAGUCAAUGCUCACACUUGAUAAAGGACAAUCAGCAUCUCUGGAAGACUGCCUAGGCAAGGAAUAGAAGAGAUGCCGUUCAGAAAAUAUAUAUUAUGGUUAUUUUCUCGAUAUUAAGGAUAAUAGCAAGACUAUCAGGGCAAUCAGCUUUGAACAUAUUGUGGAGGUCAAUUCUAAUAGAGUUUGAGAAACAGAACAUGAUAGAGGUGACCUGAUAAAGGUGUGUAAGAUGAUGAGAGGCAUUGAUUGUGUGGAUAGUCAGAGGCUUUUCCCCAGGGCUGAAAUGGUUACCACAAGAGGACACAGGUUUAAGGUGCUGGGGAGUAGGUACAGAGGAGAUGUCAGGGGCGGGUUUUUUACUCAGAGAGUGGUGAGUGCGUAGAAUGGGCUGCUGGCAAUGGUGGUGGAGGCGGAUACAAUAGGGUCUUUUAAGAGACUUUUGGAUAGAUAUAUGGAGCUUAGAGGGCUAUGGGUAAGCCUAGUAAUUUCUAAGGUAGGGACAUGUUCGGCACAACUUUGUGGGCCGAAGGGCCUGUAUUCUGCUGUAGAUUUUCUAUGUUUCUAUGUUAUCAAACAUCUUAUCAAACUGUGCCUUUGAAAGGGAACAAUUAAAGCUGAGGAUUGCAGCUGUCCUCUAACCACACUGUCACCUAAACUCUGUCUGCUUAUGAGUUCUGAAAACAUCUCUCAAAAGUGGGUUGAAAACUUUGUUUUGCUUGUUUGAACACUAAACAAGCCUCAAUCCUGAUUUUUAAUUUUUCUCUUAGAAACCAUUAGAAGCAGCUAUUGUGAGCAAGAUGAUACAAGCGGUAUUGAUGCUGUAUGUGUUGUUGUUCUGAAGUAAAGUUAAGGCACAUGGUUUGGAACCCCAAGCUACAUCCUCAAUGUGGAGUUCUUUGUGCCAACACCGUGUGUGGAGAGGAACAUGAUCACUCUUCUGAACAUCAAUCCCUACUCCACCAAGGGCAUCUGAAAGAUCUAUUGAACUCAUUUAAUUUGACGUGGUUUAAAAUUAUUAUGCACCUGUAUCUUUGUUGAUCCUUUAACUAACCAGCUUGGCAAGAUAACAUGAUCACACAAAUGUAAAUAAUGUAAUGUCAUUUUUUCAAGGAUUUUUGCAUAAAAUGGUUGAACAGCAAACUAAAUGACUACAAAAGUUGUAGAUGCCAUUCAUUUGUAAAUGAAUAUUAAUCAAUAAAUUGAAAUCAUUAUAC